Molecule: messenger RNA, 1392 nt
Organism: Aureobasidium uvarum
Lineage: Eukaryota; Fungi; Ascomycota; Dothideomycetes; Dothideales; Saccotheciaceae
Source: the annotation of a GenBank genome assembly
AUGAUGGAGAAGGUCUGGAAGAUCCAUGAGCUGGAUCCCAACUUCCCAGAUAGCAUUCUCGACAAGAUCAAGGAGUUCCUGUUCAACGAAGAUGUCUUCAUCAACCCCGAGAAACACGCUGAACUCAUCGCGGAAGUCAAGAUCGAGGCUGCUCUGAUCGUCAACAACUCUCCAUACGCUGAAGUCAGAGCCGUGGUCGACAACACCGAUGACCCCAAUAUGCCUUGUGCGUCUCUGCGAGCUUAUGUCAUCGGCUUGCUCUUUGUCACUGUGCUCGCUUUCAUCAAUCAACUGUUCUCGAUCAGACAGCCUUCAAUCACCGUCGAAGCCAAUGUCGCCCAGCUGCUUGCCUACCCUGUUGGAGUCGGUGCUGCAAGAUGGCUCCCUGACAAGGGAUUCACUCUGUUCGGAACACGCCACAGUCUGAACCCUGGGCCGUUCUCUAAGAAGGAACAUAUGCUUAUUACCAUCAUGGCCAAAGUCGGAGCCAACCUUCCGUAUACUGACUACGUCGUCUGGGUACAGUUCCUUCCCCAUAUGUUCAACCAGAGUUGGGCUGGCUCCUUCGCAUAUCAGAUCGUGAUUGCGAUCGGUACGAACUUCAUUGGAUUCGGUCUCGCUGGCAUAUGUCGGCGCUUCCUCGUCUAUCCUGCCUACUGCGUCUGGCCCACCUCUCUCGUGACAAUGGCUCUAAACAAUUCUUUCCACGACAGCUCCAAUCCUUCCGUCAUGGGUCCGUUCAAGAGUAUCUUGACAAUGUCUAGGCUGAAGUUCUUUGUCUUGACCUUUACAGCCAUGUUCUUCUGGUUUUGGUUGCCCAACUUCCUCUUCGAAGCCCUCAGUAUCUUCAAUUGGAUCAACUGGAUCGCACCAAAUAACCUGCACCUUUCCACUAUCACCGGCAUGAACAAUGGACUUGGCAUCAAUCCUUUCCCUACCUUUGACUGGAACAUUCUGCUUUGGGAUCAAAUGGACCCCUUGAUGGUGCCUUUCUUCAACACAAUCAAUCGUUUUGUCGGUCUUGUCAUCUCCGCCUUUGCUCUUCUUGGUAUUUGGUACACAAACACUUUCAACACUGGCUACUUGCCCAUCAACUCCAACAAAGUCUUCGACCAUUUUGGCAAAUUCUACAACGUUACUCGCACGCUGGACGACCGUGGCAUGUUCGAUGCUGCAAAGUACACCGAUUAUUCACCAGCAUACAUGAGUGCUGCCAGCUUGACCUCUUACGCAUGCUUCUUUGCCAUCUAUACCGCAACCAUCUCUUAUGCUUUCAUGUACCACCGUCACGAGAUCAUGAUGGGCUUCAAGAAUCUCUUCCACCGUGGCGAAAGACAAGAGUACAACGACGUUCACAAUCGCUUGAUGUCUGCUUACCCCGAAGGUUGGUGA